AUGCGGACCGUCUCGACCGCCCCGGCCGAGUCGAGCCAUACGUGGCCGGCGACUAACUACCCUGACACGAUCUACGACGACACCACUGACAUGGUUUCCUCUAUCGCUACGACUUCUAGUGUUACGACUUCGAGCCGAUCGACUUCGAGCAGAUCGACUUCGAGCGGAUCGACUUCGAGCCGACCGACUUCCGGCAGGUCGACUUCCAGGAGUACGAGUCAGUCCGAGUCUGCGACUACGGACUGGUUUGGUACGGAGUAUGGCUCAAGCGAGCCUGCCACGAGCGAGCCGUUCAUGACUUCUUGGAUGGAGCUGAGCACGUCGUUAGAGUCGUCUUCCAAGGAGGCGGACCUGGUCGUAGUUGUUCCGCCUGACGUGCUGGACAAGACGGAGCCGGCCUACUCGCCGCACACCUACGAGACGGAAGAGGGCGACGUGGUGGAGGUCACGAUCCCGCAUCCCCGCAGUCGCACGGAAGCCAGCGAUACGACCGAACAGUCGCCGGUUCAAAUCGCUCCAAGACCAAACACCACCCAACCACUGCCCCAAGAACCAACGACCAAGGCAGCGACGACCAAGCCACUGACUACCCAACCAAGCGCCACUUCUCCGCAGGGCACGUCCACAACGGAGCGAUUCACGUGGAGUAACACGCCGGUGUGGACCGAAGCCGGGGACUGGUCCACCCAAUCGGAAGACUGGUCGACCAGUUCGGUGGCUUUGCCGCUUGACCCCAGUUCGACCACUAGCGUUGUCACCAGCACUCAAGGAACUCCCAGCACCGUUAGGUCGACCAGGCAGCCCACUGUCAAACCGUCCUCCGCGCCGGAGACGAUUCCCACCUCCACCCGAGCGGCUACCCCGACGGCCGCUCCCACGGUGCCAAGAGGAGCCACCGUUGUACCCGUGGCUGCCCCGUCCACCACCAUGGCAUCGUUACACUCGAGUGCUCCUUCAGUCAAGACAGGGAGCACGUUCCUCGGAGCCACCAGCGGGGUGGAACCUACUACAAGGACUAGUGUAGCAACUGUCACCAGCACUGGUGCGGCCACCACCCGUGGUGCAAUGACCACCACUGGAGCGGGAACUACCACAGAGGAAGGCGGUGGUUGGACGACGGGGGUAGAUUUCUGGACGACUUGGGACGAGAGUUUAUUGAGGACGGGGGAGUUGAGUUCGAGCGAGCCGAUGAGUACGGACGCUGAAGAGGUGCGAGUGCGGCCGGAUUUGUUGUGGAACGACUUGGACGUCAAGCGUCGGGGAUCAAUAAAUUUGCCGGAUCCAGUGGAUUCGGCGCGGUUGACAAAGAAGAGUCAGGUGCGGGCGUUGGUUAACGGGAAUUACCGGUUUGUUCAAGAGUUCGGGAGCAAGGCGGCAGGGGUGAUGGCGGAUGCAUUGAUUGGCGAGUACUAUAAGCGAAUGACGGGUCAAGUGGGCCCUACAGUGAAUGAGGUAUCGUUGUUGAUGGUUUAUCUUCAUGGUGUUCUCAAACGUCAAGAACGGGCGGUCUUCACUGUCAUCGGUAUGAUACACGCUUUUGGCGAACCUCCCUGUGAAGUCCCGCAUCUAGGCCCAGUCAUUUGCGAGACUCUCAAACCCGUUCUGGAGGGCGCCAUAGACAGCAUCGAUGAGUACUCCUGGAGCCUGGACGCCGCCAAGUUCGGCGGUCUACUCGACGCUAUCGAUUCGACCAACCAUCAAAUACAGAGCGAAUCGAAAGGCCUCUAUUCACAUGAACGUACAAACGAUGGUGUGGACAUUCUCCAACUGCAGAGUUUCUACGACACGGACAGGUCUCGUGACGCAUCGCUACGUGCAGGAUCGCUACGUGCAGGAUCGCUUCGUAUACAAACAGACCGACCGGGAAUGGCAGAGACUUAUGAACAGCACGGUCUGCGAGGCGGUUACCCGCGUGUUAGCCAAUUCAGUGGGGCAGUUGCCUCCAACCAGGACAGCAAGUGGAUACAGUACUGGCCGGCUAUUGAAAACAUGUUGGCUACUUUUUAA
Messenger RNA from Gregarina niphandrodes, 2007 nucleotides. RefSeq lists its product as hypothetical. The record is from RefSeq and is a predicted model, not a curated record. Bases 1 to 2007 code for a protein of 668 amino acids. The transcript has a single exon. NCBI's taxonomy places the organism in Eukaryota, Apicomplexa, Conoidasida, Eugregarinorida, Gregarinidae.